AUGGAGAUGACGUUUUCGUUCACGGAUUCCCCCAUAUCUACCGUCAUUACAAAUUUGUUUUUCGCUGUCGAUAUCGACCGACCAUCGAAUUUGACCGGGCAAUUCGGUUACACAACCACUAUGGGCGCCAGCCAUUGGACGUACCAUACCAAUGCCCUAGUAUAUUCGGCUACCAAUCUUCCCAAUACAAACCACACAAUAUCGAUGUCGGGCUAUGGUAACAUGCGGUCCAGCGUCCUCUUCGACUACUUAAUAUAUACCAAUGGUAGCGACCCCAUGACCAGUGUUGGUGCGACGCCAACGGCGUCAUCGCAAUGGACUCCACCCCCAGCCACAAGCGAGUCGUCCUUGCAUAGUUCCACUGUGAAUGUGGCAGCUAUCGCUGGAGGUGUGGUCGGAGGAGUUGUCUUCGGCGUGGUAGCGGCUGCUACCUUCCUAUUUGUGCUCUACAAGCGGCGCCGAGCGAACGUCCCAAGAAGUCUGGAUCUCGAUGGGUCAGAAAGGGAUUACCACGGAAAUCUCGAUCCUUCAGCACUAGAUAACACCGGAAAUCCACCCCGCCAAGGAUUGUCCCAUACCACGGAAGCGCUAGAUGAUGCUACGCAACCACGCAUCUCCCCGUUCACAGCUUUACCUCCCAUCAUUGACUCGCUAUCCUCUGCGGACGUCACGAAUACCGCGGUAGGCACGUCGCGAUCUUCGUCUCCCACAAGGUCGGGGAAGCAUAGGAGAGCUUUGACGAAGCAGAUCCGCGAAAAGGAGGAAGCCCUCUCAGACCUGCAACGGCGGCAGACACUGACGGAGCAGCGAGAUUCUGGGGCUGACGAAGAGUCGUGGAGAGAGAUCCGACGGCUGAGGAUGGAGGUGGAGCAACUACAAAUGCAGAUCGCUCAGCGAGAAGAGGAUCUGGUUCCCCCGAGAUAUGAGGAGCAUGAGCAAUAG
Molecule: messenger RNA, 942 nt
Organism: Gloeophyllum trabeum ATCC 11539
Lineage: Eukaryota; Fungi; Basidiomycota; Agaricomycetes; Gloeophyllales; Gloeophyllaceae
Exons: 3
Coding region: 1-942 (313 amino acids)
Source: RefSeq, a predicted model, not a curated record